Cololabis saira (Pacific saury) is the source of this 5212-nucleotide messenger RNA. It is a transcript of the gene kcnh1b, whose product is annotated as potassium voltage-gated channel, subfamily H (eag-related), member 1b. Gene Ontology annotation, biological process: regulation of membrane potential; potassium ion transmembrane transport. Gene Ontology annotation, cellular component: membrane. The transcript has 11 exons. The record is from RefSeq and is a predicted model, not a curated record. The coding region runs from base 129 to 2999 and encodes 956 amino acids. Gene Ontology annotation, molecular function: delayed rectifier potassium channel activity. Lineage: Eukaryota; Metazoa; Chordata; Actinopteri; Beloniformes; Belonidae.
CUCGUCUCCGCGGCUCAUGGGUCUCGCUCGUCGCACAUCUCCGCGGCGGGAAGCGGCUGCAGCAGCUCCGGGACGGACGGGAGGACGGCAGGGAGGACGGACGGGAGGACGGACGGGAGGACGGCAGCAUGGCGGGAGGACGCCGGGGGCUGGUGGCCCCCCAGAACACCUUCCUGGAGAACAUCGUCCGCCGCUCCAACGACACAAAUUUUGUCCUGGGGAACGCUCAGAUCGUGGACUGGCCCAUCGUGUACAGCAACGACGGCUUCUGCAAACUCUCCGGUUACCACCGGGCCGAAGUCAUGCAAAAGAGCAGCACCUGCAGCUUCAUGCAUGGAGAGCUGACAGACAAGGAUAUGAGUGAGAAGGUUCGACAGACCUUUGAGAGCUACGAGAUGAGCUCCUUUGAGAUUCUGAUGUACAAGAAAAACAGGAUGCCGGUGUGGUUUUUCGUGAAGAUUGCUCCAAUCAGGAACGAGCAGGACAAAGUUGUCCUGUUUCUCUGCACCUUCAGCGACAUCACAGCCUUCAAGCAGCCAAUCGAGGACGACUCAUCAAAAGGGUGGGGUAAAUUUGCCCGUCUAACUCGUGCGUUGACCAGCAGUCGUGGAGUUCUGCAGCAGCUCGCUCCAACCGUCCACAAGGGAGAGAACAUUCACAAGCAUUCACGGCUGGCAGAGGUUCUCCAGCUGGGUUCAGACAUCUUGCCUCAGUACAAACAGGAAACCCCGAAGACACCACCGCAUAUCAUUCUGCACUACUGCCUCUUCAAAACCACCUGGGACUGGGUCAUCCUCAUCCUCACCUUCUACACGGCCAUCAUGGUGCCCUACAACGUCUCCUUCAAGACCAAGCAGAACAACGUCACCUGGCUGGUGGUGGACAGCAUCGUGGAUGUCAUCUUCCUCGUGGACAUCGUUCUCAACUUCCACACCACCUUCGUUGGUCCGGCCGGGGAGGUCAUCUCUGACCCCAAACUCAUCCGCAUGAACUACGUGAAGACCUGGUUCGUCAUCGACCUGCUGUCCUGCCUGCCUUAUGAUGUCAUCAACGCCUUUGAGAAUGUUGACGAGGGAAUCAGCAGCCUCUUCAGCUCUCUCAAAGUGGUGCGUCUGCUGCGCUUGGGCCGCGUUGCUAGAAAGCUGGACCACUACAUCGAGUACGGCGCCGCCGUUCUGGUCCUGCUGGUGUGUGUGUUCGGCUUGGCGGCCCACUGGCUGGCUUGUAUCUGGUACAGCAUCGGAGACUACGAGGUGAUUGACGAGGACACCAACAGCGUGAGGUUGGACAGCUGGUUGUACCUGCUAGGAGAGACGGUGGGGACACCGUAUAAAUUCAAUUCCUCAGGUUCAGGCCGCUGGGAGGGCGGGCCCAGCAAAGACUCGGUCUAUAUCACUUCACUGUACUUCACCAUGACCAGUCUGACCAGUAUCGGCUUUGGAAACAUCGCACCAAACACGGAUGGAGAGAAGAUCUUUGCUGUGGCCAUGAUGAUGAUCGGAUCACUGUUGUAUGCCACCAUCUUUGGUAACGUCACCACCAUCUUCCAGCAGAUGUAUGCCAACACCAACCGCUACCACGAGAUGCUCAACAGUGUGCGAGACUUCCUCAAACUCUACCAGGUUCCCAAAGGCCUCAGUGAAAGAGUGAUGGACUACAUUGUGUCCACCUGGUCCAUGACCAGAGGCAUUGACACUGACAAGGUGCUGCAGAUUUGUCCCAAAGAUAUGCGGGCGGACAUAUGUGUUCACCUCAACAGGAAGGUAUUUAAAGAGCACCCUGCCUUCCGCCUGGCCAGCGACGGCUGCUUGCGGGCCCUGGCCAUGGAGUUCCAGACCAUCCACAGCGCGCCAGGUGACCUCAUCUACCACGCCGGAGAGAGCGUGGACAGUCUGUGCUUCGUGGUGUCUGGGUCGCUGGAGGUUAUCCAGGAUGAUGAAGUGGUGGCCAUUUUAGGUAAAGGGGAUGUGUUUGGGGAUGUGUUCUGGAAGGAGAUGACGUUGGCUCAGUCCUGUGCGAAUGUCAGAGCAUUGACUUACUGUGACCUCCACGUCAUCAAACGUGACGCUCUGCAGAAAGUCCUCGAGUUCUACUCCAACUUUGCUAACCAUUAUUCCAGAAACCUGGUGCUUACAUACAACCUGAGGAAGAGGAUUGUCUUCCGCAAGAUCAGCGAUGUAAAACGGGAGGAGGAGGAGAAGCUGAAGAGGAAAGACGAGGCUCCCCUGAACCUCCCCCCGGACCACCCGGUCCGGCGGCUCUUCCAGCGUUUCCGGCAGCAGAGGGAAGCCCGGCUCGCUGCAGAACGUGUCUGUACGGGUGCAAGUGAUGUGGAGAAAGGUGCCGGCCACGUGGAACCCAGAGCGCCACAAAUCCUUGCCUCCACGAGUAUCGUCAUGGUGACUGAGAGCCCAGACACCCCCACCACCCCCUCCACAUCUGCCGUCUCCCCUUCAUCCAGGACCUCCAGCCGGGUCUUGCUCCACUCUACUGUGACCCAAAACGGCAGCGUGGCUUGCUGUAAAUCGGCAGAAACACCCAAGGGUAAAGGCUGGGGACGGUUCAAGCAGGCGGUGGUUAAAGCUGACUCGUGGAGCAGCGUCUCCAAGGCAGAGUCCAUGGAAACACUGCCUGAUAGAACUAAGUCUCAUGAUCAAAUGUCCCUCAAGAAAACGGACUCCUGCGAUAGCGGCAUCACAAAGAGUGACCUCCGCCUGGACAGUGUUGGUGAGGCCAGAACACCGCAGGAGCGGAGUCCAGUCCAGUCCGAGGAAAAGAAGGUCUUUUGUCCGAUACCGGAGCAGAGCCUGCAAGCGUCUUUCCUUGAGCUGAAACAGGAAUUAAGAGGAGACAUCAAAUCUCUGAACAGCCGCAUGGCAGUACUGGAGAGUCAACUAGCAGAACUUCUUCAGCUGCUGAAAUCCAGGAAGUCAUCCGGCUCCUUUUUUGAGGCCUCUCGGCCUCCGUCUCCUGACUCUGAUAAGGAUAGUCUCUCUUAAACGGGACUUGGACCGAGUCGGAGGGAGUGAGAGUUGAAUCAUCCAGUCUCUCCACAGGCAACAAUGGCACUUUUGACAUUUGUCGUUCUCUGCUGUUUGAAAUGUUACAGGCAGAAACUGAAAUAAGCAUAAAUGAAAUAUAAAGCUUUUUUUGCGCUAAAAGACAGUCAUGAUGGCACCUUUUCUUCCUGGGAGAUUCUGAGGAACUUGAGAUCUCCACAUUGUAUUGGCAAUAACUGAUGGCUUUAACGUUGUUUUUUUAACAGAACUUUGCCACUGUAAUGAUUGAGAGUUAUUUAUUAGGGUUUCUUUGAGGGCUUUAUUCUUUUGAAGAUAAAUUCACAAAGACGGUUUAGCUGUGUAGAAACUUCAGGUAUCGAAGCUUUUUAAUGGAAUGAUGAAGGCAUUUGUCCCUCUCAAGCUCAAGAUAGAGGUUUGGCAGCAUCGCCGAGCCUCUGCUUAACAUCAUAUCACAUCACAUGAUAUCAGGGAUUGGUUCUGAUUAGCAUCAACUAUCAAGGAUGAUGCUGAACAUGCCAGUCAAUGUAAAGCAAGCUUUCAGUCCAAAGCUUUGAAAGGCGAGCUGAGUGAUCAGACUUUAAAUUAGAAUCAUGUUUCUUUACAAUUUUUCUAUAGUGUUUUUAUAUCCUGAAUGAAUGUGUAAAUCGUUAAGUUAAAACAAGAACUUCAGAUUUUUCUGAAGUUGAGUCUGUCUCUUGCAAUGGUCGCGCUUUAGCAACUUCAAAUUGAAAUAUCUGUCAUCAGCAGUGAUCUGCUCACCGCCCUAUAAAAUAAGCUACGUGACGGAUGGUAAGUUUGACGUUUCCUCUUGUUCUUUUCACUGUAUUUGUUUCAUCAACUCAAGCUCGUAUGCGUUGGUGAGACACGACUUCCACCUUAAAACCUCAGAUGUUUUUUGUUUGUUUUUUUUUCACCAGGAUAACGGGAGUUCACUGUGACCAAAAAUAAAUAUCAUCAUUAUCUCUGAAAUAUGAAUAUGAAAAUAAAACAGUCAGGGUCAGCACACCUUUGGGCAAACAUGGCACAUUCUAUGUAAAAAAAAAAGUGAUGCGGAAUACAUUCAAGGGUGAUCAUCGUGUCAAUGGUCCCAUGAGAGACAGCUAAAAUAUAACAUGGUCAUAUUUAAUCUAAGAAGAUGACUAGAGCCACCGGAGUAGAUGUUUGUACACAGAUAUUUUCAGUAUUCUUUUCUGUUUUUGAAUCAUCCCUAAAGUCUCUUUAAUCUGUGUUCUUGCAUGUGUUUUACUUUUGCUGUCGUGACGAAGGACUGCUGAUGAUCAUGAGUAACCAUCACUUAUUAUAACUGCUUAAAUCAGAGGUGACUUAAAGGUUAAAAAAAGAAAAGAGAAGUCAUUAAAAGGGAAAAUGAGACAUCCUAAAAGUCUGCACUGAAACUGACCUGCAUGUACCACAUAAAUCUUCAUGACCAUGACCCAUAUAUUUAUUUAAAGCCAAUGCAGAUUGUAGGCAAACCAGGGUGAUAAUAAGGAAUUUAUUUUGUGUUACUAUACUUAUUUUUUCACAGCUUUUAAUUGUAAUCUGCCUGAUCAUAGUUUUAAGAAGAUGAAUAAAUACUGAAAACUAAAAACUGAAAUACCUUACUGGCAUGUGAUGCUUUGUUACAAUCAGAGGAAGUAUAACCUGUGAUUUAAAAUAAAUGAUUCACCUAAAAUGUCUAAAAUAUGUAUGAUUGUCUUGACUUUGGUGACACAUGUAUCGUGGGUAGGUGUGAUUAUAUCCAAUUGUUGUCAUGAAUGAGACACAGGUUGUCUGUGAUUGUUUAUGUAACUCGCGCUAUUCCACGAUCACUGUGACAUCAGCUCUGCUGCACCUUGGUUACCUGUCAUACCUGCAUGAUGCUGGUGUCUAACACGUCCUCUUCUACAAGCAACACUGCAACCAUGCUGGCUGUUUAGCUGCGUACGCUUCUCUGAUGUCUUCUCUCUCCUUCUGCUGCUCAUCUGUACAUUUGAGUGCCGGCUGUGCAUGAAGAGCCCCUGGGUUUUAAAAUGGGAUGUCUUUGUCGGUAUCAUGUAUGCACUGUUUUGGUAGUUCACCACAUGGACGAGCAGAGUGAGAAAAGACUUGUUGGGAUUACAAAUACACAAUGUUAGAGUUUCUGUUUUUCACUUGCCAGGAAAACAAACUGUAUCAGCACAACGUUUAUUUACAAAAUAAAUCACAUUAGAUAU